This is a messenger RNA of Rotaria sp. Silwood1, 3597 nucleotides long. The record is from the annotation of a GenBank genome assembly. Lineage: Eukaryota; Metazoa; Rotifera; Eurotatoria; Philodinida; Philodinidae.
AUGAAAAAUAGAUUUCAUCCAUUAGAACUAGGUUUCCACUCAAGACAAUUAACUCCAAGUAAUUUAACAGCAUAUGUUGUCAAUGCUCAUACAUUAAGUAUUACAUGGGAUUUACCAUCAAAUGUAAAUGCUAUAGAUAAAAUUUAUAUAACUGUUAUUGAACUUGGUCAAACAAAUCGAACUAUACAAUCACAAUCAUUUGAUAAUACAAUUAAAAAAUUCGAUAUUCAAAUUGAUGCUAAUGAUCCAUUUGGUAUUCAUCCAAAUCGAACUGUCUAUUUUGCUGCUCGAUGUUCAGAUCGUAAUGGACAAAAUUCAUCAAUAAUUGAAUAUCAACUUUAUGUCAAUAUGCUCAAUCCAUCGCCGCGUGAUAUUCGUGUUGUUCGUAUAAAUGACACAACAAUUCAAGUUUUUUGGUCACCAAUAUAUCAUCCUCCAGUUGAACGAUAUAUUGUUCAUUAUAAUGAUAAAUCUGAAAAUAAACCUGAAAAUCAAUGGUCAUUAUUUUCACCACCUAAUUCAAGUACAACAUCGGCAACAAUAAGUGGCUUAAAACCUGAUGCUAUGUAUAAUGUUCGUGUUAGUGCAGAAUUUUCUUCUGCAAAUCUUUAUGAUCCAUCAUAUGCAUCGGGAACAACACGACGUGAAGGAGAUUUAUCUGAAAUUCAUGUUGCCGAUAUAUACCAUCGUACAAAAGAAAUCAUUCAAUAUGAUGAUCAAUUAAGUCGACCAUAUAAUCUGACUUAUGUUGAUCUGACAUCUAAUAGUGUUAAAUUAUUAUUUUUCUUUAAUGAAAGUAAUCUUAAUCCACGUCGACAAAUACAAAAACUUGAAGUACAUUACGAAGGCAUACAAAAUUAUGUCGAUGGUUUAGGUACACUACGUUCAACUUCACAUCAUAAUUUAGCUGGUCUUAUAUCAAUUCCACCAACACAAGGUGCACGUGAAUGGCUUGUUACUGGUUUAGUUCCAAAUACUCAAUAUACAUUUAAUUUAACUGGAACAAUAUCAUCAUCUGAACAAUCAUCAAUUAAAACUUAUAGUCGUCCAGCAACAAUACGUUUUUCAACUGAUUAUGAUGCACCACCAUAUGUUGAUCGACCAGAACAAGAUCGACGAAUUCUAACUAAAACAAAUACAUUAUCAUCAGUUCCACAACAAGUUCAUCUACGUCUUCAUCGUGCAUCAACAAAAAAUGGACCUAUUGAUCGAUAUUAUAUUGUUGUUCAUCUUAUUGAACAUAUUUCAUAUCGAGCAUAUGUACCACAAGAGGGUCGUCGUGAGUGUUGUUACACAGCAGCAGUGUUUAAUGAAUCUCAAUUACCGGAAAUAUUUAUAUUAGGUGAUGGUAAAGAAACACGUGAUUGGGAACCAUUUCAUGGUCGUGUUUAUAAUAAUUCUCCAUUAAUAAAUGUAUGUAAAGUUAAAUUAGUAUCAUGGGGUUUUAAUCGUAAAAAAGAAAAUUUAACAACAUCAAGUUCAACAAUACAAAUAAAUUUAUUACCAAAAUUAGUACAAACACAAAAUCAAGAUACAUUUUAUAAUUUAUUAUGGAUAUUUGGUAUAAUUGUAUUAAUAUUUUUAAUUGUUCUUAUUAUAAUUAUAUUUAUAUUAAAAUAUAAUCGAACAAAAAAAAAAUCUUUAACACCACCACCAGAAUGUGUACCAUUUGAUUUAACACCUAAAGUUUUAACAAUGGAAAUGCAAAUGCCAACAUUACCAUCAACAAUAUCACCAACAUCAUCAAAUGAACAUGUCGAAUUACGACGUAAUCAAAUAAUAAAUACAUAUAAUAAUACUAAUGCGAAUACAAAUACAAAUACUCAUACAAAUAAAGAAAUUAUUUUAACAAAUUAUCCUCCUAUACAUGUUGAUGAAUUUUCUGAACAUCUUGAACGUUUAAAAGCAGCUGAUAAUUAUAAAUUUUCACAAGAAUAUGAAUCUAUUGAUCCUGGUCAACAAUUUUCAUGGGAAAAUUCUAAAUUAGAAUAUAAUAAAGCAAAAAAUCGUUAUGCUAAUGUUAUUGCAUAUGAUCAUUCACGUGUUAUUUUACAUACGAUUGAUGGAGUACCAGGAAGUGAUUAUAUCAAUGCAAAUUAUUUAGAUGGAUAUAGAAAACAAAAUGCUUAUAUAGCAACACAAGGUCCAUUACCAAAUACAUUUGCUGAUUUUUGGAGAAUGAUAUGGGAAACAAAUUCAGCUUGUAUUGUUAUGAUGACAAAAUUAGAAGAAAGAAAUCGACUUAAAUGUGAUCAAUAUUGGCCAACAAGAGGAACUGAAAUUUAUGGUUCAAUACAUGUUACUUUAACAGAUUUUAUUGAACUUGCAUCUUAUAGUAUACGAACAUUUACUAUAGCAUGGACUGGUCAUCCAGAAAAACGAGAAGUUCGACAUUGUCAAUUUACAGCAUGGCCAGAUCAUGGAAUAUUAGAACAUGCAACAUCAUUUUUAAUGUUUGUUCGAAGAGUUAAAGUCCUUAAUCUACCUGAUGCUGGUCCCAUUGUUGUACAUUGUUCAGCUGGUGUUGGUCGUACGGGUUGUUUUAUUGUUAUUGAUGCUUUAUUAGAAAGAUUAAAACACGAAAAAACUGUUGAUAUUUAUGGACAUGUUACUCUACUAAGAGCACAACGAAAUUAUAUUGUUCAAACUGAAGAACAGUAUAUAUUUAUUUAUGAAGCAAUAAAUGAAGCUAUUCAAUCAGGUCAAACCGAAAUUAUAGCAAGAAAUUUAUUAACACAUUUACAACGAUUAUUACAACCAAUAAAUGAUAGUUCAUUAACAGAAAUGGAACUUGAGUUUAAACGUUUAGCAAAUGUCAAAGCACAACCAUCGAAAUUUUUAAGUGCAAAUAAUCCAGCUAAUAAAUUUAAAAAUCGUCUUGUAAAUAUUUUACCUUAUGAAAAUACUCGUGUAUGUUUAUCUCCUAUUCGUGGUGUUGAAGGAUCGGAUUAUAUCAAUGCAUCUUAUAUUGAUGGUUAUCGAUUUAAAAAUGGUUAUAUUGCAACUCAAGGACCAUUAACUGAAACAAUUGAUGAUUUUUGGCGAAUGGUAUGGGAACAUAAUGUAACAAUAAUUGUUAUGUUAACAAAAUUAAAAGAAAUGGGUAGAGAAAAAUGUGUACAAUAUUGGCCAUCAGAUCGAUCAACACGUUAUGGUUAUUUCAUUGUUGAUCCCGUUGGUGCUUAUAAUAUGCCACAAUAUUUAUUAAGUGAAUUUAAAGUGACUGAUUCAAGAGAUGGACAAUCUCGUACUGUUCGUCAUUUUCUAUAUACUGAAUGGCCAGAACAAGGUGUACCAAAAAUUGGUGAAGGUUUUAUUGAUUUUAUUGGACAAGUACAUAAAACUAAAGAAGGUUUUGGUCAAGAAGGACCUAUUGUUGUACAUUGUUCAGCUGGUGCUGGACGAACAGGUGUUUUUCUAACGUUGAGUAUUGUACUUGAAAGAAUACGAUAUGAAGGUGUUGUUGAUAUAUUUCAAACGGUGAAAUUAUUACGCACACAACGACCAGCACUUGUUCAAACAGAAGAUCAAUAUCAAUUUUGUUAUCGUUCUGCACUUGAAUACUUGGGUUCAUUUGAUAAUUUUGUUUCAUCUUGA